GCCUGCGCAAGUCAUUGGCGCCAAGAUGGCGAUGGAGAUGAGGCUUCCUAAGGCUCGCAAACCUCUCAGUGAGAGCCUGGGCCGCGACUCUAAGAAACACUUGGUUGUACCGGGGGACACGAUCACCACGGAUACAGGAUUCAUGCGGGGCCAUGGAACAUACAUGGGAGAGGAGAAACUCAUUGCGUCUGUGGCUGGCUCUGUGGAGAGAGUGAACAAGCUGAUCUGUGUGAAAGCCUUGAAAACCAGAUACAAUGGAGAAGUAGGAGACAUUGUAGUGGGGAGAAUCACGGAGGUUCAACAGAAGAGGUGGAAAGUAGAGACAAAUUCCAGGCUGGAUUCUGUCUUGCUCCUCUCAUCCAUGAACCUGCCCGGAGGGGAGCUGAGGAGAAGAUCUGCAGAGGAUGAGCUGGCCAUGAGAGGCUUCUUACAGGAAGGAGACCUCAUCAGUGCAGAGGUCCAGGCAGUGUUCUCAGAUGGAGCUGUUUCACUGCACACGAGGAGCCUGAAAUAUGGAAAGCUAGGUCAGGGAGUUUUAGUCCAGGUUUCUCCUUCCCUGGUGAAACGACAGAAGACUCAUUUCCAUGACUUGCCAUGUGGUGCUUCAGUGAUUCUGGGCAACAACGGUUUCAUCUGGAUCUACCCUACACCCGAACACAAAGAUGAGGAUGCUGGAGGCUUCAUUGCAAACCUGGAGCCGGUAGCCCUUAGUGAUCGAGAGGUGAUCUCCCGGCUUCGGAACUGCGUAGUCUUGCUCGUAACUCAGAGAAUGAUGCUGUAUGACACCAGCAUCCUGUACUGCUAUGAGGCCUCCCUUGCACAUCAGAUCAAAGAUAUCUUAAAGCCAGAAAUAAUGGAGGAGAUCAUGCUAGAAACACGCCAAAGGCUUUUGGAACAGGAGGGGUGAGGCCAGGUGCUGAAGGAUGGGACUGUGUGCCUCUCAGGAGCAGCCUCUCUGGAAAGGAAGAGUCUGCCGUAUGGUGACUCUUCACUACAUGUGGCCCGGGGAGGAUCUGACAAACACAUUAUUCACCUGCAGCGGCACAGCAGAGCCAGGCCUGUUCUCUUGUGUUCUGGUGGCUUUGGACACUUGGGUCCCUUUCAGAGCACGCUGUCCCAGUCUGAUGAUAUAUCUUGGAGUAACUUGGAGAAUCCAUGUCUUCCAGUCAUACCACCCAGCACCCCAUGGAACUGUUCCACUAGAAAACACGGACUGGGGGUAGCGCUCAGGGGUAGGACACUUUCCUAAUGUGUGCAAGGCCCCAGGUUCAAUUCCCAGCUCUUCCCCCACCCCAGAAAAAAAGAAAACCAAAGAAAAAGAGAGACAUGCAGGGCCAAUGGGGAUGGUCUGUUUGGACUUCUACUCCAUCCCUUUAAUGCACAAGUAUGUGGUUGGAGAAGAGGUGGUAGAGUUAGGCCAACAGUGAGGUGGAUAGAAGAAUAAAAUGAGCCAGCAACCUUUGUUGGAACCUGAUUCCCACUGUGUGUCAUUCUGGUGACUGGUUCAAGGAAUCUAUAUACCACAGUGCUUUUGGAUGCUUUGACAACCCCCCCACACACACACACCACCACCAAAAUGAAAGGCAGCUGUGAAAAGCCAAGCCAUUUCCUUGUAUAAUUGAUGUGGUGAUGUAUUAACUUUUGAAUAAUUUAAAGUUAAAAGGAACAUGAUACAAGUCCUCAAUGUAGAGUGCCAGUUCCUAUGCUUUGUUUUUCUUAUGACUGUUUAAAAAUGGGUACCCUGGUCCAGCAUGGCAGUGCAGGCCUAUGUUUUCCACAUGGAGGCAGAGGCAGAGGUGAGGCCAACCUGGACUACACAGUGAGACUAUCUCACUACACAAAACCAGAAAUGGUGCCCAAAUUGACAUUUUUUCAAUUAACAUACUUUUACCCCACUUA
Messenger RNA from Cricetulus griseus (Chinese hamster), 1899 nucleotides. The record is from RefSeq and is a predicted model, not a curated record. NCBI's taxonomy places the organism in Eukaryota, Metazoa, Chordata, Mammalia, Rodentia, Cricetidae.